GCGGGCUAUCUUUUAUUUGUUCGAGUCAUACCAACUUUAGGCUCUGACGACGAGGCAAUGUCAGACGAGGCCCCUCAGCAACCCGCCAACCCAUUCGCGGCAUUGGGUAGCUCUGGAGCCGCUUUUGGAGGCUCGGGCUCUGGGGCUUUCAGCUUCGGCGCACCCACGGCCGCCUUCGGUGCACCAGCGAAGCCCGUAGAGGGCGAGGACGGUGCAGAGGACGGCGAUGAGGGCGGCGGUGCUGCGGAAGAGGAGUGCCAGGCAGAGUUUAAGCCUGUAGUUCAGCUUGAAGAGGUUGAGACAAAGUCUGGCGAGGAGGACGAGGAUGCCCUUGUUGAGCUCAAAUGCAAAUUGUAUCGCUUCGACAACGACCAUCAGGAGUGGAAGGAGCGCGGCCUUGGGCUGAUUAAGCUCCUACAGCACAAGGAGAAUAAGAAGGUUCGCCUCCUGAUGCGACAGGAGAAGACCCUGAAGAUUCGUGCAAAUCAUAUAGUGAUGCCCGGAACCAAACUUCAAGAGCACAGUGGAAGUGACAAGGCCUGGGUUUGGAGCGCCGUCGACUUCGCGGACGAAACGCAGAAGAUUGAGCUAUUUGCCGUGCGGUUUGGAUCGGUCGAGAAGGCCCAGGAGUUCAAGAAGAAGUUUGAGGAGAGUAUGGAGAUCAACGGCCGCAUUCUCGGCGACGUCGCCGCGCUUCCGAAGGCCGAUGACGACACCGCCGCCGCCGAAAAGGAGGCUGAGGAAUUGGCAAAGGAUGUGUCGGAGAAGGUCACGACGCAGGGCGAAUGAGCUAUAGGCGACGCAGGCGACUGUGUAAUGACAUGGAUAGGGGGAUAUUAGUAUGUAGCAGGACUUAGAGUAGCAGGUGCUGUCGGGCGCAGGUGCGGUUUAUCUUCUUUUCGUGUUGGGCCACCAAGAGGCAGUAGGCUUCUGGGUGAGGUCGCAGGGAAUUGCAGGCAGUGAUGCAUGAAGGGGGGACCUAAGGAGGCGACGUGAGGGGCAGCGCACGAGAUAACUGGCGAGGACACCCAUGCAGAAAUCUUGCGGAAAUCUGAUCGAUACACGUCUCAGGGCACUAGGACACUGGAAGUAGCAUGCAAAACGGACUGUUCUUGCCACGGCCUAUGACAUCCACAUGCUCGUGGAGCGCACGGACGCUAGGCGGGGCUGCCACAGAGUCGUUGUAAGGAGCGGAACCCAGUGUUCAUCUGUGUUGGGCAAAAAAGUGUCUUGGGUCGAGUGUACCCUCUGAAAGGAUGCAUGAAGGUAUUGUCAAAACGCGGCGCUCCUAGGUGUCUUGCCUGUCGGGCGCUGCUUUCGCGCGUCGAUGGGACUUCAGGUCACCGGGAACUUGGUACUUAGGUUUUUUUAGUGUAUCUGACAUACCGACGAGCGAAUUAGGAGACCUUCAAAUCCUGCCUAGUGCACAUAAUUUUUCAUAUUGCAGGAAGGACUUGGUGGCCUCUGACGUUGGCAUAUGUAACUAAAACAUCACGUG
Molecule: messenger RNA, 1498 nt
Organism: Volvox carteri f. nagariensis
Lineage: Eukaryota; Viridiplantae; Chlorophyta; Chlorophyceae; Chlamydomonadales; Volvocaceae
Exons: 5
Coding region: 58-789 (243 amino acids)
Biological process (GO): nucleocytoplasmic transport
Cellular component (GO): cytoplasm; nuclear pore
Molecular function (GO): GTPase activator activity
Source: RefSeq, a predicted model, not a curated record